Pollicipes pollicipes is the source of this 342-nucleotide messenger RNA. RefSeq names its product E3 ubiquitin-protein ligase rnf8-A-like. Gene Ontology annotation, cellular component: ubiquitin ligase complex; nucleus; cytosol. Gene Ontology annotation, molecular function: histone binding; ubiquitin protein ligase activity. NCBI's taxonomy places the organism in Eukaryota, Metazoa, Arthropoda, Thecostraca, Pollicipedomorpha, Pollicipedidae. Bases 1 to 342 code for a protein of 113 amino acids. The transcript has 2 exons. Gene Ontology annotation, biological process: protein K48-linked ubiquitination; ubiquitin-dependent protein catabolic process; double-strand break repair. The record is from RefSeq and is a predicted model, not a curated record.
AUGUGCCUUGUCUGCGCUGUCUGCUGCGAGCCCUUCAUCAAGGCCACCACGCUGGGCUGUUCGCACACCUUCUGCGAGGAGUGCGUACGGCGGACGUCUCGCCAGACCGACACCUGCCCGCUUUGCCGCGCUCCCAUUGCCACCUCGAUCCGCUCGCUGGUCAUCGACGACGCCGUGGACGAGUGGGUGGACGGGCUGGACGAGGCGUCGCAGCGCGCUGCGCGCCAGCUGGUGGCCGAGCGACGCCGCGCAGGAGCGCAGACCAUGCCGACCGCAGCCGGCCGCCCAGCCAACCAGCGCGCGCGCGGCAGGACCGUCACCACCGUGGUCACCUAUGAGUGA